AUGCCACUCCGCGCGCACCGCGACUCUGGACGUGCCCUCCUCCCCGCCCUCUCCCACACUACACCCUCACCACCGCCGCUCCGCGUGUGCUUGACGCACUUCUCUACAAUCUCGCCCACCACUCACUCGCCCGCUCCUCCUCCCCCGAUGUUCUUCUCCAAGACCAAGUCAAGCGCGCCCGCGCCCCACACGCGCGCCUCCAGCGCCGCAUCCCCCACCACAACCGCCACUCCGCCCGCGUACCCGUCCGAGCUCGCGACGCUGCAGUACCAGCAGGACCUCCUCCGCGACUUCUGGAGCGGCUCCGCCGCGGGCCCGCUCCCGCCGCCGCCGGUGCCCGUCGCCGUCUCCCCCACGUCGGCCGACGCGUCGCGGAGCUCGUCCUUCGACCUCGGCGAGGGCCAGAAGACCAAGUGGGGCUCCGUCAUCCUCGGCCGCUCGCACAUCGCGCUCGCCGCCGCGCCCGUGCCGAAGCCGCUCUCGCGCACGCUCUUCCUCUUCGGGCUGACGAUCGCCCCGCACACAGUGUGCCCGCUGCUGUGGUUCGUCGGCGCGUUCUUCCUCUUCCGGCCCCCGGCGCCGCGCGCGGUCGAGCUCAACGCGCUCCCGUUCUACACCGUCGCCGAGCGCGAGCGCCGCGUCGCCGCGUACCGCGCCGCGGAGGAGCGCUGGGCGAAGCGCUGCCUCUGGGCCGCCGUCGCUGUGCUCGCCAUCGCCGGCUUCGUCGCCGGGGGCGCGGUCAUGGCCGCGCGGGGGGCGAAGCAGGCCGCUGCUGCAGGCUCGCAAUAG
Messenger RNA from Epithele typhae, 789 nucleotides. RefSeq lists its product as uncharacterized. Bases 1 to 789 code for a protein of 262 amino acids. The transcript has 3 exons. NCBI's taxonomy places the organism in Eukaryota, Fungi, Basidiomycota, Agaricomycetes, Polyporales, Epitheliaceae. The record is from RefSeq and is a predicted model, not a curated record.